Molecule: messenger RNA, 162 nt
Organism: Letharia columbiana
Lineage: Eukaryota; Fungi; Ascomycota; Lecanoromycetes; Lecanorales; Parmeliaceae
Exons: 2
Coding region: 1-162 (53 amino acids)
Source: RefSeq, a predicted model, not a curated record
AUGGAGGACAGUGGCCAUACAGAUAUCAGGCACAGAGAGAGAGGAGCCAAUUUGAGAGAGCGUUUUAGUGCAACCAUAGACUUGGAAGCUGGCACGAUAAGCUGCGAGGAUGUGGAGACGUUGAUGGGUAAUGGAAAAAAUAGCACUCUCGAGAUAGGGUAA